This is a messenger RNA of Parasteatoda tepidariorum (common house spider), 2135 nucleotides long. RefSeq lists its product as uncharacterized. Lineage: Eukaryota; Metazoa; Arthropoda; Arachnida; Araneae; Theridiidae. The record is from RefSeq and is a predicted model, not a curated record.
AUGGGAUUUCGGGGUAAUUUACCCAUCUUCCUGAAGAACUUUCUGAUGAAACGGUAUUUUAGGGAAAAAUUGGGUUCUACGUUUUCAGACCUCUUCGUUCAGGCCGAAGGCGUUCCUCAAGGCAGUGUUUUAAGUGUCAUUCUUUUUAUUACUCAUGUUUCACUCAUUUUGAACAUACUACCACCUGAUGUAUUUGGCUCACUUUAUGUGGACGAUCUAAAUGUUUCAAGUUCUGACUCUGAUAUGCGCGUUAUUGAGCGUCAACUUCAGCUGGCCGUAAAUAAGAUUUCAAAAUGGUGCGAACAAAAUGGUCACACACUUUCACCCACAAAAAGUUCUUGCAUACAUUUUUGUCGAUUGCGCAGAUUACACAAUGAUCCUGUUAUUUCUAAUCAUAACGUUAAUAUACCUAUUGUGUCGGAGACAAAAUAUUUAGGCGUAAUUCUUGACAGCAAACUCACUUUCCUGCCCCAUAUUCGUUAUCUUAGAAAACGCUGUGAAAAAACUUUAAAUGUCCUACGUGUUCUCUCAAACACUUUCUGGGGUGCGGAUCGCAUCGCCCUAAUUAGAAUCUACAAAGCGUUGAUAUUAUCACGCAUUGAUUAUGCUUGUGCAGUCUAUGGCACUGCAACUGCGUCAAAUUUGAAGCUGUUAGAUACAGUGCAUCAUACUGCAAUGCGAAUCUGUAGCGGCGCAUUUCGAACGUCCCCAGUCGAAAGUUUAUAUAGUAUAUGUAAUUUAUCAUCUCUCUAUUUUCGACGUAUGCAGCUCUGUCUUACAUUUUACUUUCGUGUUAUGUCAUCUAAAUCUCAUCCUCUUCGACAGGAGGUUAUUCCAUUAAGCUUACGACGAUUAUAUGAUGCGCGACCCUCAUACACACCUCCUUUUAAUGCUCGUAUGCGUACAGUUAUUCAGACAUUCAAUUUUUGCGAAUCACCAUCUCAAUCAACCGAUCACUUUCUUAACAAACCUUGGAUUAUUCCAUCAUAUCACUUUUAUUCUCCAUUUGCUUCAUACAAAAAAUCCAGUAUAUCUCCUAGCGUGUAUAUUCAGCUAUUCAUCUCUCAUCGUCAUGAGUAUUCUCAGUAUGUUUCUGUUUUUACGGAUGGGUCAAAAUCUCCAGGGCAUGUUGGAUGUGGAAUCAUUAUAGCUGAUCGAACAUACAGUUAUAUCAUACCUGCCAUAUGUUCUGUAUUUACUGCUGAAGCUGUGGCCAUUCUCAUAGCUCUACGACUUAUCUCAUCACUGACCGCACGAAAGUUUUGCAUUUACUCUGACAGCCAAAGUGUUUUACGUCAGCUGAAUAAUCAUGUAAACAACGAAGCUCACCCUAUUUUAUGUAUCAUUAAACAUCUGUUAGUUAGUCUUCACAAAAGUGGUUUUAACAUUUUAUUUUGUUGGAUUCCCAGCCAUGUUGGUAUUUCAGGUAAUGACAUGGCUGACUCUGCUGCCCGAUCUGCUGCAACUCCAUUAACACUAUCAGUCCCAAUUUCUGACAUGAAGAAUUACAUACGACAGUUUACUAUGUCCUUGUGGCAACAACACUGGGAUUUACAAAUUGAAAAUAAACUGCACACAAUUAAAUCCACGCUAGAACCUUGGCCUGUGUUGCAAUUGCGCGGAGCAGAUGUCAAGCUCACCCGUCUACGUAUAGGACAUACUCGGCUGACUCAUCUUCACUUGCUGUUCGGAGAACCGCCUCCUCGAUGCGAUACUUGUAACGUUUCACUUUCAAUUCAUCAUAUUUUAAUCGCUUGCCCAUGUUUUAACCAACAACGCCUUAUCUUCUUUGGAAGCACGAUUUUAUAUAUAAAAGACUUGUUAGAUAAAAAUCACCAUCCUAACAUCUUUGCAUUUUUACGCGCUAUUGGAAUUUUAAGUUGUAUAUAAUUGUUUUAUACUAUUUAGUGUUUUAGUAAAUUUACCGUUUUAUUGAUUUGCAUUUGAUUAGUAAAUUUACCGUUUUAUUGACAUGCAGUUUUAUUGAUUUUAAUGUAUGUAACUUUACAACAUUGUUUUAGAAUUUUCACUAUCUUAUCUGAUUUUAUACGUGUGCUUUACUUAACCUCUUAAUCUGUUUUUAAAACCGUGUGUUUGGCGCAGUAUGUCGUUUUUUGGACCUUGUGCCACUAAAC